Anneissia japonica is the source of this 1597-nucleotide messenger RNA. Its product is annotated as SLAIN motif-containing protein 2-like. The record is from RefSeq and is a predicted model, not a curated record. Gene Ontology annotation, biological process: microtubule nucleation; positive regulation of microtubule polymerization; cytoplasmic microtubule organization. Lineage: Eukaryota; Metazoa; Echinodermata; Crinoidea; Comatulida; Comatulidae. The coding region runs from base 110 to 1597 and encodes 495 amino acids. The transcript is spliced from 8 exons. Gene Ontology annotation, cellular component: microtubule plus-end.
CAAGAUGAAGGCGGAUCAGUGACUCAGGAAGAUGACAACAUAACGAUUUUAUGGACGUAUUCCUAUCUAGCUCCUGACAGGGCGACUAUAUCAAUUAAUAUAAUCAGAAAUGGGGUCUAAUGUUGAUCCAGAAAUCGAAGUCAAGAAACUCCAAGACCUCGUCAAGAAAUUAGAAAAACAGAAUGAAUUGUUGAGGAGUAAAGCCAAUUCGAUUGUGACCCCCGAACUUGACCGGGGAAAAAGCGGCUCCUCCUCGCUCAAUAAUGAUACGGAUGCACAUGUAUGUGUAGGCCUAGGCCUAGACCUAAACAAUCCUUCUGUUGUUGUAGAAUCACCUGUACAAACACGUAAAGUUGAUAAAGCAGAUUUAAAUUCAUCUUUGGACAAUGUCAAAACUAUAGACUUUCACUUACAUCCUAUUGAUUGUGAAGAUGAUGAAGAUAGUUGGUUGUAUAUGUCACCAGUCAAGGUACCGACACCUGAACAGAGGCUCUUGAGCCCAGAAAAAUGGGUGCGAAAGGAUUUUGACAAUCCUAGUAGAGAGAUGGAGUCGGCCAAGAAAUCCUUGCAAGCCAAACUAGACGAAGUCUCGAGAGCUAAAAGAAACAGUUUUGGAAGACCAUCAGCCUUAAGAAGAAAUUCAAAUGGAUUAGAUAAUAUAGACACAUGUCAUUCAGAGCAGUCAUCAACUGGCAAUUCCCCACCUCUAUCCCCUCCUAGUUUAGUAAGUACGCCAACAAGAAGACGGAGUGAGGACCGAAGGAAUGAUGAAAGAAGAAGGAGUGAGGACGGCCUAGCCAGGUUGGAGGAUGUAACAGAUGUACAAAUUUUGGCCAAAAUGCAAGAGGAUAGUCUUCGGAAAGCAACACAAAACUCGCCAGCAAACACACCAAGACGCCCGUCAUCUAUAUCACCUGCUUCUUCGGAGAAUUCGCUUGUGUCCUCGUCACCACGAGCAAAGUCAGGCAGUGAAACACAUCUUAAUAGGGCAGAUUAUGACAGCGACUCCGGGAAAGUUGUUUUAAGGCGAAGAGCAUCAUUAGAAAAAGUUAGAAAAAGUGAUGGUGAUGUGCGAAGAUAUAGUUUUGGUUCACGCGUUCAACCUUGCUCAGCUUUUGAUAACGGUGACGGACUUAGUUUGUCCGAUUUGCAAAAGCUGGCAAUGGCAUUUGCGCCGGGAUUGACCAGCGUGGCUGAACACCCGCACCACACGGUACCGGUUCAAGAACCGGUAUACGUUGAGGAGGUUUAUGAUGAUGAAGUACGAAAGGAAGGCCAUGGAGGGAGUAUGCCGAACCUGAACAGAGCAUUCAAUUCCUCUCCUGGAGGAUCACCACGGGCACAUAACGGCCAAGAAGCACGAUCAAAACAGCCUGGCACGAUACCAGUUAAUAGGUCAAUGACACCACCUAAAGGCGGUCUUAAGCCACCAUCGCCAUCAAAAGGACGGUCUCUAUCACCUCAGGGUAAGGGGAUACCCAUCCGGGCAAUCGGCAAUGAGAUGAGUAGUUCUCGUGGUAGUGGAAUACCAAAGCCUAGACUUACCGGUAGCUCAACUAUACCAAGGAGCAAAAUAGCUACACCGAAUAAGAGGUAA